Messenger RNA from Thecamonas trahens ATCC 50062, 1605 nucleotides. RefSeq lists its product as uncharacterized. The transcript has a single exon. Lineage: Eukaryota; Apusomonadida; Apusomonadidae. The record is from RefSeq and is a predicted model, not a curated record. Gene Ontology annotation, cellular component: plasma membrane. Gene Ontology annotation, biological process: positive regulation of GTPase activity; Ras protein signal transduction. Gene Ontology annotation, molecular function: guanyl-nucleotide exchange factor activity. Bases 1 to 1605 code for a protein of 534 amino acids.
AUGUCUGCACCGGCCAAGCCUCAGUCACUUCCGUCUCGGGAAUGUGGCGAGUCUGGCGAGUCUGGCGGGCGUGUCCGUGUCCGUGUUCGCAAGGCCAAGUCGGGCAAGAAGGCCAAGUCGGGCAAGGCGGCUGCAUCGGGGACGACGGCUGGAUCAGGCAACAAGGCAACAUACACCACAAACGGCGGAAAGCACUCGAUUGGUGCCUCGAUCGCAGUCGGGGCCAGGUGGGAGGCUUAUCGGGCCCAGACGGGCGUGGUCCGUGACGGCGAGUUUGCUGGCGGGACCCGGAAUCGCAUCCUCCAUCACGUCCUGGGCCUUGAUCCCGAGUGUCCGCCGUCGUCCGAGGCUGCUCGGUCGUUUGUCUACACCUAUGACAUGAUGUACACCGGGAACGAGCUCCUGGCGGCGCUGGCGGACAUGUUCUCCAUGCGUGAGGCGCUGGAGCAGCUUGCCGGCGCGUCGAUGGCGGCCAUGCAGGUCUUUGUCAUUGGCCUCUCCAAAGCCCGAGCCAGUGUUGUUGCUUUUCUUGACGAGUGGAUCACGCUCCGUCCGCAUGCCUUUGCCGCCAAUAACGGCGAGCUGAUGAACGCCGCGCUCGGAUUCAUGUCGCAGGCGCUGGUGGCGCCGGGCGUCGAGGCUGGCCAGCGCGCCAAGCUCGAGCAGAUGGCCCGAAGCCUGGUCGUCGCCGGCCCGCUACCGGGUUCGAGCGGGCCAAGUGUCCCGUAUCUCGACGCUGGCGGGAGCUCGGACUCCCGUGGGGGCUCGGGUGCCACUCUGGCAGUGGCCACGCUUGCGCUCGGCUCGCCGGCACAGGUUGCCGAGCAGAUCACGCUCCUGCAGCACCGUGCGUUUUCGGACAUUGUGCCCGGCGAGCUGCUGGGACUCGGCGGCGAGCCGAGCGCUGCCGAGCUGCGCGCGGCCUCCCCGGGUCUCGCAGUCUCGCUCGCCCUCUCCGAGACGCUCUCGAUGUGGGUCCUCAAUGCGGUCUUGCAGGAGCCGUCCAAGUCGCGGCGAAUUGCCGUCCGCGACUUUUUCCUCGCACUCUCCAAGGCCUGCUUUGACAUGGACAACGUGUGCGGGGCGCGCGAUGUGCUCAUGGCGCUAGACCACUCGCUCAUCUCAAACCUCAAGGAGCACACAGCCGAGUGGCGCGGCGCCGACUCGGAGUACUACACCACGUACAUUCCAGUCUAUCUCGAUGCGAGGCACCUCAAGGUCCGCGAGCUAAUGAUGAGCCGGCCGCGGCCGACGGUUCCUGUCGUUGUCGCCUUCAAGUACUGGUCCGUCCAGGCCGACAUGAAGACUCCGCUGGUACUCGACACGCAGUCGUCGCUCUCGCCAGGCAGCGGGCCUGCGCUAGCCCGCGACCCCGGGCCCGAGACCCAGUGGUACUCGAUGGACAAGGUUCGCAUUCUCGGCUCGACCGCGGCGGAGCUCGCCUCGCUGCAGGGCGGCGAGUACUUUUUCGAGCCGGAUGCGGCAAUCUCUUCGUUUAUCACCGCUCUGCCGGCCCGCCUCUGGCCGAUGCGCAAGCUGGAGAAGCAGGCCGACGCCAUCGACCCGAUGGAUCCAGCGCUGGCGGCGGCGCUCGGCCUCGCAUGA